Messenger RNA from Engraulis encrasicolus (European anchovy), 2296 nucleotides. It is a transcript of the gene utp18, whose product is annotated as UTP18 small subunit processome component. NCBI's taxonomy places the organism in Eukaryota, Metazoa, Chordata, Actinopteri, Clupeiformes, Engraulidae. Gene Ontology annotation, molecular function: protein binding. The coding region runs from base 475 to 2034 and encodes 519 amino acids. The record is from RefSeq and is a predicted model, not a curated record. Gene Ontology annotation, biological process: rRNA processing. Gene Ontology annotation, cellular component: small-subunit processome; Pwp2p-containing subcomplex of 90S preribosome. The transcript is spliced from 13 exons.
UGCACUGCUGUUUGCACUGCGACAGCAUUUAAACCAUGUUCAGCGUUGUAUUCAAACGUAUGCGUUGUAAUCUCACAAUGCAAGAUUGAUUCUUGAUAACACACCGGCAUUUUAUAACGAUGCUUUUCGGAUUAUUUCGUUAUUUAGUUGAAAUCAACCUACAAUGAAAACAAUACAUAUUUUACACACUAUCACCACCUAGUGGCAAAUACUGUAUUACAACAAUUAUUACAUUUCCGGUUCAUAGUUCGCACAACAGGAAGCUCAAGAAAACCAUGUGGUAAACAGUAAAGCAAUGCGAGUGGUGGAGUAGACAUCAUCUCUGUCUGGACAUUGUCGACAGAUUAUCAAAACUCUCGUGAAGUUUAUUGCAAUGUAGAGUACCAGGCACCUUAAACGUCGGUCUGCUGUUUGUAAUUGUAAGAGUGGUAAGCAUUAGGUAAUAAACUACCUUCCUUAUAUUUUCCCCUCAACAUGGCAACACUCAUGCCUCAGAUUAGAAAAGGCACGAAGAGAGUUCAUGACCCUGGCGUGGACUUGGAAGAAGAAGCAAGCAGAAGAGAAAAGAACGUCAAGUCAGUGAAAGCGUUGGGUGAGGAGGAUGCAUCUGUCAAAGUCCUGGAGGAUCUCGUCUUUGGUGCAGGAGACGAGUUGGUGGAGAGGUUGGAGCAGCAUGACUCAGAUGACAUGAUGGGUGGCUUGCUGGAUGAUGAAGAGGAGUCCAGUGAUGAAGAGGUGACAAAUGAAUCCCGACUGCAGCUCCCAGGAGCCAGGAAAGCUGUCUGGCAGGAUGACGAUGAUGAAGUCGACGAAGAUGUGGACAUGGGGCACCGCUUUCGCAAGGACUUCACCAAAGGUGAUGCUGAAUCCAUCAUGAGUAAAGAGAAACUACAGCACCGGCUAAAAGAACAGUUCCAGAAGUCUAUGGGUGGAGCUCCUGCAUGGGCAGAGAGAGAUGUCAGGAAGAAGAAAAAAGAUGCUGGUGAUGAAGAUGAGGAUGACGAAGAUGACUUGAUGCGAAAGACUGGCAACUUCGUGGGGAAAUCUGAGAGUCUGCCCAAAGGAGUGUUAAGAUUGAAGAAGUGUCUUAAUGCAAACAACGACAGGCCUGCUGAUGAUCGACUGACCACUGUGCAGUUUCACCCCUCCGCUCAAGUGGUCAUGACGGCAGGACUUGACCAUUCCAUCUCGCUAUUUCAGGUUGAUGGCAAGACAAACCCUAAGAUUCAGAGCAUUCACUUAGAGAAGUUUCCGGUGAACAAGGCGUGUUUCAGCAUGGACGGGGAACAGGUGAUCGCCACCGGCUUAAGAAAUAAACUCUUCUACAUCUACGACAUGAUGGAGGGCAAGAUCAUCCCUGUGCCUACAGUCAGAGGUCUGAGUGAGCAGAGAGUGAAGGAGUUUGAGGUUUCUCCAGAGGGUGACUUCCUGCUUCUCACCGGCUCCUCUGGGUACCUCCAUCUCAUGACCAUGAAGACAAAGGAGGUCAUCCGAAGUAUGAAAGUGAGUGGAAAUGUGUGUGGGACCGCUUUCUCGGCAGACGGCAGUAAGAUCUUCUCCAAAUCAGAGGAGGGCGAGGUGUUCAUCUGGGAUGCGAGGAGCAGCAAGUGUCUUAGUCGCUUCCCAGAUGAGGGCUGUGUGAAGGGCACCUCCAUUGCUGUGUCCAGAGACGGGCAGUACCUGGCCUGCGGCUCCCAGUCAGGUGUGGUAAACCUGUACUCCCAGCAGGCGUGCCUGCGCGAGGCAGAGCCCAAGCCUCUGAAGGCCAUCAUGAACCUGGUGACGGCGGCCACAGCGCUGCGCUUCAACCCCUCGUCAGAGAUCCUCGCUAUCGCCUCCCGCGCUGAAGACGAGGCCAACAAACUGGUCCACCUUCCCAGUUUCACGGUGUUCUCCAACUUCCCGGUGUUCCGGCGGAAGACCAUCUACCGGACGUACUGCCUUGACUUCUCUCCCAACAGCGGCUUCUACUCUGUGGCCAACAACAAGGGAGACGCCCUGCUCUUCAGGCUACUACAUUACAAGGACUUUUGAACACUUGUCUUUGGACCGAAGAGGGAUGAUCAUCAGUCUUUUUUUUUUUUUUAAAUCAUGGCUUUGGUGGGAGAGGUUUGCCGUUUUUCUGGACGGUCUAUAGCCGGGGCCUCCUCCAGUGGGCCCUGUGUCGACCACCAUUUUGUAUUUCAAGAGACUGUUUUCAAUUUUUAUUUUGUAGUGCUCAGCAUGUGAUGUUAAAAUAUCCAAUGGAUAUUGUGCUCUAUGAAAUUAUAAAUAUAAACGUCAACAUGUGUUAUUA